AUACAGUAGCCAUCACCAUCAGCAUCAUCUGGUCAUCACAGCCUUACUCACUCUAAUCUAUAGAGAUAUUUUCCAUUCUCAGUGAAAGUCAAGAACAAGAAAUGCUACUCUCUCUUGUACAAUCCAUUUACACAUCACCUUUUCAAUCCACAAUUCACACUAACUUGAAGAACUCUAAUACUUGUUUUGAACCCAAAUCACUGUUUCCCAGUUAUGAUGCUUAUCAGCCAUCAAAAACCGUGAAAAGGUUGCUUUAUCUAAGCAGAAAAUCUUAUACAUCUAGAAGGUUCACAACCAAUGCUUCUUUGCUUGAGGCUCCAGUUUUGUGGGCUGGCAGGCUUUGCAUCUUCUACGCACUAUUGAAGGCUGGUUUAGCUGGAUCAAAAGCUAACCCACUUGUCUCUGGUUUGGAUGGUGCUGGUGCUGGUGCUGAAUCUGGUGAUUUGGGUUUCUCCAAGUGGCUUGAGAACAUACAAGGGAAACCAGAGAAGGAAGCAGCUGACAGAAGGAAAUUGGUGAGCAAAUGGCAUCCUACAACAAAGGGAACACUUAGAAGGAAUUAUAGGGUGCCUUCCAAAUCUGAAGGAAGGCGCCUUCUUAAAGCAAUUGCAUCAUUACUAUCUGAAGAUGAUCACUUUACUGAUGCCACUUCCCACAAGGGUUGCCAAAUUAGGAGAGAGAGUGCUCAUGGCGAAAGUGUGUGCUGCAACAAUGUAAGGGCUCUGUUCGAUGAGCUCCCAACCCCACACCUGAUUGUGGAAAUCACAGCUUUUCCUGCUGGCCCUCUCACAGAAAAAGACUAUUCCAAGGCUGAGAAAUUAGAGAGAGUGCUUAGGUCUGGCCCUUCCAUCUGAAGCAUUCUUCAAAUCUUCUCGUCUCCUUUUGUACGUAUCCACACUUUCAUUUGUACAUAGGAAUCAGCAAAAUGAGGUGGAACCUUCUACCUUUUUUCUUUCUUACAACCAACCUUUACAAGAGUGUUCAUCUAACUAAGGUUCAACUGCUUAAUUUUGCUUCAACUUGAAGUUACUUGAGGGCUGAAUAGUCAACUGUUUCUACGAAUUUGUUUGCUUGAA
Molecule: messenger RNA, 1076 nt
Organism: Hevea brasiliensis (rubber tree)
Lineage: Eukaryota; Viridiplantae; Streptophyta; Magnoliopsida; Malpighiales; Euphorbiaceae
Exons: 4
Coding region: 102-854 (250 amino acids)
Cellular component (GO): chloroplast envelope
Source: RefSeq, a predicted model, not a curated record